Messenger RNA from Aspergillus homomorphus CBS 101889, 1625 nucleotides. Its product is annotated as alpha-mannosyltransferase. Gene Ontology annotation, cellular component: Golgi apparatus. Gene Ontology annotation, biological process: mannan biosynthetic process. NCBI's taxonomy places the organism in Eukaryota, Fungi, Ascomycota, Eurotiomycetes, Eurotiales, Aspergillaceae. The record is from RefSeq and is a predicted model, not a curated record. The transcript has a single exon. Gene Ontology annotation, molecular function: alpha-1,2-mannosyltransferase activity. Bases 87 to 1625 code for a protein of 512 amino acids.
GAAUCACAAUACAAAUUGAUGCAUGAGGUGCUCACCGAACCACAAAAUCCGUAGCAUUGGGAGACCUAUAUAAGUCUGAGAGAGCUAUGUUUCCCAGCCGCGCAGUGUUGCGCAUCCGUACCAUUUUACUUGCACUUUUCGCCUUGUUACUAUGCAGUCAGCCUUUCUCGCGCUGGUACAAUCAGGGUAGAGAGUCCGAGGCCACCUCCAUCACCCAUUCAGAUCCAGAGAAACAGACACGUCUCAGCUGGCGUUAUGAUGUCGAGGGCCACAUCAGGUUCUGGCGUCAAUUUCAGCCCCUGCUCACUACCUACGAGCCGAAAUGCCUACCACCUUUGAGAUUGGGGAUGGCACCCUCAAUAAGAUUCGAACAAGCAGACCCCUAUGAGCGGCCCGAGUUUCUCGAUCUUCUUCCCAUGGACGUUGAAGACUUGAAACAGACGCACAGCGGCUUCAUAAACGCGAUCCAGACCAACCCACCGCAACUGGACUAUACCCACAACACACGCGGUCUCGUCUCAACCGCAGGAGGCUCCUAUCUUCCCGUGUUCGUCAUUUCACUUCGCAUGCUCCGACGAACAGGCUCGCAGCUCCCGGUCGAGGUCUUCCUCGCCAGCGAAGAAGAGUACGAGAAGUACAUCUGCGAGGAGGUCCUGCCCACCCUGAAUGCACAAUGUAUUAUCCUCUCCACAAUCCUCAACGCCAUCUCCCACCCCCUCCAGAUCCAGAAAUAUCAAUUCAAGCUCUUCGCCAUGCUAUUUUCGUCCUUCGAAGAGAUCCUGUUCCUCGACGCGGACGCCUACGCCCUCCUCCCCCCGGACGACCUCUUCACCAGCGAGCCCUUCCUCACGCAGCACAUGAUUACCUGGCCCGAUUUCUGGGCCUCGACCAUCUCACCCUAUUACUACGAGAUCACGGAGCAGCCUGCUCCGGAGCCAUUUGCCCGCCAAUCCAGCGAAUCUGGCGAAGUGCUAAUCUCGAAGCACACGCACUUGAAAACUCUCCUCCUCAGCACCUACUACAACAUCCACGGGCCGGACUUCUACUACCCACUGCUCUCGCAAGGCGCCGCCGGCGAAGGCGACAAGGAGACCUUCGUGACAGCAGCCCUGACCCUCAGGGAGCCGCACUACCAAGUCACCGAGCCGAUCUGCGCCAUCGGCCACACCACCGAACACGGUUUCGCCGGGUCGGCGAUGGUCCAGUUCGAUCCUACAGAAGACUACCACUCCCACAAUCAGACAAUAAAGCGGCAGCAACAAAAACAAAAACAGCAGCAGAAACACCAAGCGCACGGUUCCUUCUUGCCUACCACCAGCGGUACGCGUACCAAGGCCUUCUUCAUCCACGCAAACUACCCCAAAUUCGACCCAUCCACCAUCUUCGACGAACAUGAAGUCAAUCCCGCCAUCGGGAAUGACGGCCGCUACACCCGCGCCUGGACAGGUCCGCCGGAUAUCAUCCAGGCGCUUGGGAGGGAUGUCGAGAAGGAGUUCUGGGAGGAGAUCCGAUGGACGGCGUGCGAGCUUGAGGGGAGGUUCCGUGCCUGGAACGGGAAGAAGGGGAUCUGCAAGAGGGUCAAGAAGUACUAUAAAGCGAUGUAUGGGGGACGAUGGUGGGAGUGA